AGUGGAGCAUGUACUGAUACAGUGUGGACAUUAUUGGAGGGAAAGAGAGAAGAUGAGAUCUAGUAUGAGGGAGAAGGGAUACAGGAAAUAAGUUUAAAGAGUAUAUUGAGUAGAACGUCAUUAGAUAUAGUCUCAAAUAUGUUAUAUUUUUUAAGAGCAAAGGGGCUGGCAGGUAGUAUUUUGUUUUUCCCCGUCUGGCCCACACUCCAGUACAAUAAGUUGCGGUAAUGCAUCAUAACGUUGGAUGCCUAGAUUAACCCCACCGAAGAAGAAGAAGAAGAAGAAGAAGAAGAAGAAGAACGCAUCGAAUUGCCUCCCGCUAUUGCACCCUUCUCAGUCAGGCAAAAUAGAAACAAGCAAAUAGGUUGUUGUUACAUAAACUGUCCGCCAGAGGUCACGUUUCUCCAAGUGAUUCUCACUUGCCGCUCCAGCCCCACACACGCGGAUGAGAAGGCGAUGAGCACCCGAUCAGCAAAACAAAAAAAAGGCUAAAUAACCGGUUUAUAGUGACGAGGGGCUGGCUGGAUUAUCCAACAAUUAGGGACGCGUGUGCGGAUUUUCGCCUUUAAUCACGUUAAUGCGUGAUAUAUCAACAAUAUCAGACACCGGAAAUUGUUGGAUACAUUUUGGAAUCAACAAUAUUUUUAAUCAAUAUUUGAGCAGCCUGAAAGCAGAAUAAUUCGGAUAUUAUGGCACCAGCUCGUUGGCGGCCAUAAAGCUAAAGCAGAGCGUAUUCUGAGCCCAAUGUCUCUUCUCUGGAAGCCCUAGCACCGGUGUUUUCCUCUCCUGUCAGUGGUGGCAUCCCCUGUAGGAGCAUGUCGGCAGCACAAACUCAGAAGGAUAGCGAGGGUCCCUGGGGACUGGAUUCCCUGGGCUUGAGCCAGAGAGAGCUGGUACUGGCUGAAGCCCUACAGAUGGAGUAUGAUGCCCUGUCCAGACUCAAACAGGACAAGGGGGGGGACAACCAGGGGACCAGCAGCCAGGGUGGUGGGAAGGUACCUACCCUACCACCCUGGGAGGGCCAGAGGCAGGUCGAUCGCCCCCUCCCACCCCGCCCCAGCCUUAGUCCUCCUGGAAGGAGUUUGCUAAGAGGAUUAUCUGGCUCAGACCUCUCCCUCCACCACCUCCAGCCUGGGGGGUCCCACUCCCCACAGCCCUCCCCAGCCAGGGCCAGGGAGCCCAUCUACAUCCUGGAUACUCCAGGGAAGGGAGACUACUUGAGUUCCAGCUAUGGGGAGUCAGGGUCUAGCUUUGGUUCUUCUCUGACUCUGCCUAAAGGCUUUCCCCCUCGUCCUGAUGACCCUCCUCCUGCUGUACCCCCCAGGACCCCUCUACUCCCUUCCUCUGAGCCCUUCCUGCCCCCCCGACCCACUACGACUCCCCGAGAUGUCAACCUGUUCACCCCCGAGGUGGACCAGCCCAAACUGUCGUCAGGGGAGACGCUAAACUACGAGAGCCUCAACGACGCUCUCUCCAAGCUCAAUGGGGAUUUGCCAUCGCCAAGGGGUAGGUGGGCCAACGGGGACCAAUCAGGGAAGCCGUUGGCCCGGAGCAAGACGCUCCCCCCUCAGGUGCCACCCCGCACCUACGUACCUAUCCAAAAGAGCAACAAGAACCAGCACAGAGUGUCGGCUGACCCGGUGUCCCUGGGCACCAGGCGCAAUGGUUUUGGCUAUGAGCUCUUCCAGGUGUCAGAGGAGAGAGAUGAGGAGGUGGCCGCCUUCUGCCACAUGCUCGAUGUAUUGCGGUCAGCAUAUCCGUGCAGUGACCAGUCUAAGAACACAGGGUUUGUGUGGACACCCUCAGUGGGGCCUGAAGAGCUGCAACAGGGGUUAGGGGUCAGCGUCAAGGUUACGGUCAUCAGCGACCACUUUAGAGAACCACUCACCUUCACCUGCGAUGGGUCGUCUACCGUAGACCUGUUGAUCUACCAGACGUUGUGUUACGCUAAUGAAGACCUCGACCACAUUGAUGUCGACCACUACCUCCUCAAAAUCUGCGGUCAGGCCGAGUUCCUACAGAAUUCCCAGACAUUGACAGGGUUGGAGCAUAUCCAGCUGUGUGUGAAGUUUGACUGGGACAUUCGCCUCGUCCUCACCAAGAGAGGCUCUGUCAACACAGAACUGGGCCGCACGGAGGAGGAUGAUGAGACGGCCUCUACGAUGAACCACAGCAUCCUGCUGCAGGAGCGACCAAUCAAACAGACAGUUACUAGGGAGGCUUUGACUCUGCUCCUGGACACCUUUCACAACGAGGCUGAGUCCUUUCUUCUAUCAGAGGUGGAGCUUGUGUUGCACGUGGAACGGCUCGUCCAAUCAGUGAAGGCUCUCUGCAGCUCGCUGGCUGCUGUGGAAACGCCUGACAUCACUUCCGCCCUCAACCAGCUUCCAGCAUGCCCCUGUCGUCUGCAGCCCAGAGUCCAGAAGGAUUCAUCAGUGCUGGCCAUCAGAGAGAACAGAGAGAAAGUGGUGGAGAAGCUGACGGUGGCCAUUUUAGAUCUGGUGGAGCUGUACUGCAGCACAUUCAACGCUAACUUCCACACCACGGUGCAGAGCAACCGGCACACGGCGCCCACACAGGAAGCAGGCCUGGUCACCAAUGUCCUAUCCUUCAGCGUCUACGCUGCUCACCGCAUCCCCAUCACAUGGGCGGCCAGCUACGAGGGCUUCUUCCUGUCAGGCUCUCUGACCCAUGGAGGGGCGGAGCUUUGUGCCCCCCAGCACACCAGCAAACAGCAGGUCAGCAAGUACCUGUUUCACCUGGUAGUCUGGGACCAGAGGGUGUGUUUCCCAGUGCAGAUCAACCAGUUGCCAAGGGAGACCCAACUGACAGUGACUCUGUAUGCCAGUGCUCUACCACCCCCUGGAGGAGUGGAAGAGAAGGGUAGUAAGCAGCGUCGCAGCAUCGAAUCCCUGGGCUGGGUCACCAUGCCCCUCUUCAACUUCAGACACAUCCUGACAUGUGGGAGGAAGCUACUGGGUCUGUGGCCUUCCACCCCAGGAAGUAACGCUCGCUCCAGCUUCCCCAACUUCAGCCAGCCUGACAGCAUCAUCCUGCAGGUGGACUUCCCAAUGUCGUCAUUUGAGGUGCUCUUCAGUACCCCCCCUCCUGCAGAGUUCAGUCCCCAGUAUGACUUCUCCAGACUGGACCAGCACAGCCAGAGACAACUACAGGACGUUCUGCACAAGAAGUCACUUUUCUGGUUGACUCCAGAGGACAAGCGUCUGUUGUGGGAGAAGCGUUCGUUCUGCCAGUCAGAGAGUGGUGCCCUGCCCCUGGUGCUGGCUAGUGCCCCCCGCUGGGAGUGGGCAUGUCUUUCAGAUAUUUAUGCCCUGCUCCGUCAGUGGGCAUGUCUCAACCACCACCACGCACUGGGCCUGCUGCAUGCCACGUUUCCUGAUCAGGAGCUGAGGCAUACUGCAGUACAGUGGAUGGACUCUAUCUCUGACCCUGAGCUGCUGGACUUCCUACCACAGCUGGUGCAGGCUCUGAAAUAUGAGUGUUACCUGGACAGCCCGUUGGUACGUUUCCUGCUACGGAGAGCCAUAGGGGACAUGCGCAUCGCACACUAUCUCUUCUGGUUGUUGAAGGACACUCUGCAGGACAGUCAGUUCAGUGGGAGGUACCAGCACCUGUUAGCAGGCCUGCUGUGCUGUGUGGGUCGGGGUCUCAGGGAGGAGUUUGACAGGCAGUGCUGGCUGGUCACCAUCCUGGCUAAAGUAGCCCAACGUGUCCGGGACACCUCUCCCUCCAGCAGACAGGCCAUCCUUCGAGAGGGACUGGAGGAGGUCAGGCAGUUCUUCUCAGUCAGUAGCAGCUGCCGUCUCCCCCUUAACCCUGGCAUGCUGGUCAAAGCCAUCAACAUACAGUUGUGUUCCUACUUCAACUCCAACGCCGUGCCCCUCAAACUGUCCUUCCAGAACCUGGAUCCUCUGGGAGACAACAUCAAUGUCAUCUUCAAGUCAGGUGACGACCUGCGCCAGGACAUGCUGACCCUGCAGAUCAUCCGCAUCAUGAACAAAAUCUGGAUCCAGGAGGGGCUGGACAUGAGGAUGGUCAUCUUCAGAUGUUUUUCUACCGGACGAGGCAGAGGUAUGGUGGAGAUGAUUCCCCAGGCUGAGACUCUGAGGAAGAUCCAGGGGGAACACGGAGUGACUGGUUCCUUUAAGGACCGCCCCCUGGCUGACUGGCUACAGAAACACAACCCCACAGAGGACGAGUAUGAGAAGGCUGUGGAGAACUUUAUCUACUCUUGCGCAGGCUGCUGCGUGGCCACCUACAUCCUGGGUAUCUGUGACCGUCACAACGACAAUAUCAUGCUAAAGACCAGCGGUCACAUGUUCCACAUCGACUUUGGCAAGUUUUUAGGACACGCCCAGAUGUUUGGCAACAUCAAACGGGACCGUGCUCCGUUUGUGUUCACCUCUGACAUGGCCUAUGUAAUCAACGGAGGAGACAAACCUUCCAGUCGUUUCCAUGACUUUGUGGACCUGUGCUGUGAGGCCUACAACCUCAUCCGCAAACACACACAUCUCUUCCUCAACCUACUGGGACUGAUGUUGUCGUGUGGCAUUCCUGAGCUGUCAGACCUGGAUGAUCUGAAGUAUGUCUACGACGCCUUGAGACCUCACGAGUCUGAGGCUGACGCUACAAUGUACUUCACCAGGUUGAUAGAGUCCAGUCUGGGCAGUGUUGCAACUAAGUUGAACUUCUUCAUCCAUAACUUGGCCCAGAUGAAGUUUGCCUCAUCCGAGGAGCAUCCUGUCCUCUCCUUUGCCCCUCGGGUUUACACCCUCAAGACUGAUGGACUCAUCCGCAACCUCUUUGUCUGCCGACACAUACGAACGUACAGCUCCAGCAAAGGAUACGCAUUUGUGGUGAAGGUGGAGCGAGAGGGCCAGCAGGGGUCAGUGUUGGUCCAGAGGAGCUUUGAGGAGUUCUAUGAACUACACAGUAAACUACGCCUCGUCUUCCCCUCAUCCAAACUACCCAGUUUCCCCAGCCGGUUUUUGAUUGGGCGGUCUCGAGGAGAGGCGAUGGCUGAUAGGAGGAAAGACGAGCUCAACGGAUACGUCUGGCAUCUGGUGCACGCUGCGCCCGAGGUCGCCCAGUGUGACCUCAUCUACACUUUCUUCCAUCCUUUGCAAAGAGACGAGAAACCUGGAACAGUGGUGAACACACUGCAGAGCAAACCUGCAGAGAUCUGUUGGGCUCCGGUCUCAGGCAAAGUGGUAGGAGAGGUCAAGCUCUCCAUCUCCUACAAGAGUGACAAGCUCUUCAUCAUGGUCAUGCACAUACGAGGCCUGCAACCCUUGCAGGAAGGGACAGACCCUGACCCCUAUGUCAAGCUGUACCUCCUCCCAGACCCCCAGAAAACCAGCAAGAGGAAGACCAAGGCCGCGCGCCGCACUUGCAACCCCACCUACAAUGAGAUGUUGGUAUAUGACCGUAUCCCUCGUGGAGACCUGCAGCAGAGGGUUAUCCAUCUACGGGUACUCGGGGAUGGUGCAUUCUGGGAAAACACCCUGCUGGGCGAGGCCUUCAUCCCCCUGAAGACUCUGACACCCGGACAGUGCUGGGCAGACUGGCACCAACUGGGCACGCCCAGCACAGACUCCACACACUGAGUGAGAGAGAGGGCGAGAAAUUACUAAUCAGGUUGGCGUGUGUGUGCACGCGCAUAGGUCUGCUCAGUUGUGAGAGUUGGUCUGGUUUAUUCCCCCAAUGGGGGUGUGUGUUGACUCCUAUCAUGUCCAGUGGGGGUGUGUGUUGACUCCUAUCAUGUCCAGUGGGGGUGUGCGUUGACUCCUAUCAUGUCCAGUGGGGGUGUGUGUUGACUCCUAUCAUGUCCAGUGGGGGUGUGUGUUGACUCCUAUCAUGCCCAGUGGGGGUGUGUGUUGACCCCUAUCAUGCCCAGUGGGGGUGUGCGUUGACUCCUAUCAUGUCCAGUGGGGGUGUGUGUUGACUCCUAUCAUGCCCAGUGGGGGUGUGCGUUGACUCCUAUCAUGUCCAGUGGGGGUGUGUGUUGACUCCUAUCAUGUCCAGUGGGGGUGUGUGUUGACUCCUAUCAUGCCCAGUGGAGGUGUGUGUUGACUCCUAUCAUGCCCAGUGGGGGUGUGUGUUGACUCAUAUCAUGUCCAGUGGGGGUGUGUGUUGACUCCCAUCAUGCCCAGUGGGGGUUUGUGUGUUGACUCAUAUCAUGUCCAGUGGGGGUGUGUGUUGACUCCUAUCAUGCCCAGUGGGGGUGUGUGUUGACUCAUAUCAUGUCCAGUGGGGGUGUGUGUUGACUCCCAUCAUGCCCAGUGGGGGUUUGUGUGUUGACUCCUAUCAUGCCCAGUGGGGGUUUGUGUGUGUGUGUCUGUAGACUCACCGACGUUCAAUCGUCACUGGACACUGUAUCCAUGGGACUGUACUAUGUGGACCUAUUGUUAGCCAGGCUGGCCUCUGACCACCAUAAAAAGGGAUAACUACGGACCAUGUGACCAGGAGGGAAGAUUACCAAUCUGUAUCUCUGGUGACUCUGACUACCAGAAUACCUUUCUCUGGUAACAACAUGGCCUCCCAAGACCAGAUCAUGAGGACCUAUUGAAGGAAGCAGAAGGCAUUGCUACUCAUUGAUAACAACCAACAGGUUUUGAGAAGGAGGUGAGGAAAGAGGACGAGGAGUAUGCAAUGGAUAUUCUCCCAUGGACCACAUCUUUAUUUAGGGCCAACAGAUAACCGUCCGUCUUAUCGCCUGAUGUAAAAGACUUUGAAACAGUUUUAGUCCCCUUGAAAGUAAUUUCUUUAAAAAGAAAACCCUAAGUUAUUUAUUUUUCAAAUGGGACCCUUCUGUUAAUGCAGCUCCAUGUUGAGCUCUGUUUGGUUGUGUGGUAUAUGUAUAUUUUAAUUUCUGUGUACCACAGAUUUAUGUAAAUUGUGAUAUGUGAAUUAUAUUGGGUCAGUUUUUCUGAUUUGAGAGAGGGAAUGAAUGCUUUUGUACCCUAACACAUUAUGGUGUGGGUCUACCCUAACACAUUAUGGUGUGGGUCUACCCUAACACAUUAUGGUGUGGGUCUACCCUAACACAUUAUGGUGUGGGUCUACCCUAACACAUUAUGGUGUGGGUCUACCCUAACACAUUAUGGUGUGGGUCUACCCUAACACAUUAUGGUGUGGGUCUACCCUAACACAUUAUGGUGUGGGUCUACCCUAACACAUUAUGGUGUGGGUCUACCCUAACACAUUAUGGUGUGGGUCUACCCUAACACAUUAUGAUGUGGGUCUACCCUAACAUAUUAUGGUGUGAGUCUACCCUAACAUAUUAUGGUGUGGGUCUACCCUAACACAUGAUGGUAUGGGUCUACCCUAACACAUUAUGGUAUGGGUCUACCCUAACACAUGCUAACAUGCUUUUGUACCCUAACACAUUAUGGUAUGGGUCUACCCUAACAUAUUAUGGUAUGGGUCUACCCUAACAUAUUAUGGUAUGGGUCUACCCUAACACAUUAUGGUAUGGGUCUACCCUAACACAUUAUGGUAUGGGUCUACCCUAACACAUUAUGGUAUGGGUCUACCCUAACACAUUAUGGUAUGGGUCUACCCUAACACAUGAUGGUAUGGGUCUACCCUAACACAUUAUGGUAUGGGUCUACCCUAACACAUGCUAACAUGCUUUUGUACCCUAACAUAUUAUGGUAUGGGUCUACCCUAACAUAUUAUGGUAUGGGUCUACCCUAACACAUUAUGGUAUGGGUCUACCCUAACACAUUAUGGGAUGGGUCUACCCUAACACAUUAUGGUGUGGGUCUACCCUAACACAUUAAAGACUCUUUUUAGUCCACUCAGUCAGUGACUGUAGCUACUCUACUGUAGAACUUGUAGGACUGUGCGCUGUGUGUUUGUCUUCCAUUGUUUAGUAGCUGUUGUUAUCCAAGCUGUACCUAAGCUUAAUUUGCCUAUUUGAUAAUCGCUAUUUGCAUUUCAAAUUGCUUUCAAAUGUCUAUUUUUUGCUUUUAUCAAUGCCUUCACAAAUAUUUUUUGAAUUAGUGCUUCUACACAACACAUACGUGGAUGUUGGGAAAAUCUAACUGUUUGAUGGUGCCAGAGAUGUACUGUAUAUCACAAAGAAAAUGCUCUUUCAAACACAAACUGAAACACCAUUUAACUGCACCAUUCAACUGCACCAUUCAACUGAAUCCAGUGGACAUAUUGCACUUGGAUUUAUUUCUCAUGCAUUUUUCACUUACAUUGGACUUUCAUGUUGUUUCAAACUACAAAGGGAUCCUGCCUAUGUAUUAUCCAGUACUGUAGCUAUAAUAGAAAACACAACAGCACACUGACAGGAUAAGUGCAAAACAAGGAUUGUGUGUGUGAUUUCAUACAUACCAGGAAAACUAACCUCAACUACAUGUACCUACUACAUGUACCAACUACAUGUACCUACUACAUGUACCAACUACAUGUACCUACAGCAGCAUUGCUCUACUCAUUUGUAUCUUGUCUUUGGGAAGUUCUGGGGUGUUGCACUGCAGUCUUUUUUUUGGAAGUGAUUUCUCAUUUUCUUCUGUAAGAGGCUUACACACUGGCCCUGUUUCACUCUGGCAGACAGACACUGUGACCUCUAUGAAUGUAAAAAGUCAAUUUUCAUUGGAGUAAAAUGCUUGUGGGCAGUGUACUAUAUCCACACAGAAUCAAUGUCUUAAUUCACAGGUGAGAGGGAAAGGUCAAGAUUAACUCAUGAAUUAGGCCUAGGAGUUUUGACCUGACCAAGAAAUGACCUGAUCAUGAACAAUUGCCAAUACCUAGGACCAGAUUUAUUCCUGGUCAAAGUCACUUGGUCUGGGAAAAAAAACAACUUCUGUGUGGCUGUGAAGGAAGUUUCUCAAGUGGAGCAGUUAUUGGUAAGAUAUCAUAACAUCUUGGUGUCUGAUGUUUUCAGGACACAAUACAAUUACAGACAGGCUAAUACAGGUUAAGGCUGGCUUUCACAGGUGCUGAAAUGUAACAUGUAAAAUGUUAUAUUUAGAUACUAUUUGGUUUGGUUUCCUUUGACAUCACAUACUGUUCAGCAUACUCUGCCUAGGAGUUACUGACCAGUUCACCAGCCCUGUACAGGUAUUUAUUAAUUUAUGUCUGAUUUAGCACAUGAAGAAUUUAUAUCUCUGAAGAUGUUUAUUUGCCAGUUCAUUCAUGAUUCAUAAAGAGCACAGUUUUAGAAACAGGGAUAGGUAGUCUGAACAGGUGUGUGUUGAAUGACUAGAGGUUAGCCUCCCUUGGGCUAAAGAGCAGUAAUCAAACAGCACUGGUAUGCCUAACCCGGAACAACCAGUUUAACCACUGAACUCAUUCAAAAACAACACUUUAUUUGACUGCCUUUUGAAUGUGUCUGGUGGAUAUCUGCUUCUUUCUGUUUGAUUUCUAGAACAUGAACAACAUUUCCUCUGAGUUUCACAGCAGUCUGGAUGGCUGCACUGUAGCUUUAGGCUCUGCAGUGUGAAGUUACAAGGAAAACUAUAUGAUUGAAAGAUUACUUUCUCCAUGUUGAGAGUGUAGGUGUUUGUUGUGUGCUAUAAAGCUGAUGACAGACAUUGAAGUGAAAGUGUCUGAUUUAUUUUGUGUGUGUCAGUUGUACCACUUUGGGGGAAAGGAGGCUUCCUCCUUGUCUCCUUUCCUUUCUGGUCUUGAUACUGUAGCUAAGAGGAGAGUCAUAUAGCUCUGGAUCUCUAUACAGUAUAUUACUCUGGGUAAAAGGGAUAUGAUCAAAAUAUUGCUCUUGCCUCAUGUUUAAAUACAGACCCGUGAUUAUGAAUGGAAGGAGACUGGGACAGGGGUUCAUUUGAAGGCAUUGGGACUCCCAAACCUAGCCCCGAGCCCUUAGCACCUAGCUGAUAUGUACUAAGUGUAGACCUGAAAGGAUAUGAAGCAAUAUGGUGAUAAUUUCACCUAGUUUACCAGGAGGUACCUGUCUAAAUAUUUUAGAUCUAUGUGAAGUGCCUAUCUGGUAGAGGCUAGGGGUAGGGGUCUAUUUGGGACUGGGUACGGGUUUUACCUGGUCAAGGGACUGAACUCUGACCUCUGUCAUCCUGGGAAAAUGGGACAGAAUGUACAUUUUUAAAAUGAACUGGAUCUUGUGUACUGUAAAUACAGAGAAUAUCAUUAAUGUGACCUAUUUCUUUAAUUCAGUAUAUAGUUCUAGUUGUUGUUUUCUUAAUUUUUGACCAUGUUAUGUAAUAUAAUUUGCACUAAAUAACAAAAUAAACUUGAAUUGAAAAGA
This is a messenger RNA of Oncorhynchus mykiss (rainbow trout), 10255 nucleotides long. RefSeq names its product phosphatidylinositol 4-phosphate 3-kinase C2 domain-containing subunit beta. Gene Ontology annotation, biological process: phosphatidylinositol-mediated signaling; phosphatidylinositol-3-phosphate biosynthetic process; phosphatidylinositol 3-kinase/protein kinase B signal transduction. Gene Ontology annotation, molecular function: 1-phosphatidylinositol-4-phosphate 3-kinase activity; 1-phosphatidylinositol-3-kinase activity; phosphatidylinositol binding. Gene Ontology annotation, cellular component: phosphatidylinositol 3-kinase complex; cytoplasm; plasma membrane. The record is from RefSeq and is a predicted model, not a curated record. NCBI's taxonomy places the organism in Eukaryota, Metazoa, Chordata, Actinopteri, Salmoniformes, Salmonidae.